AUGGCUUCAGGCAUGCGGCUCUGGGUCCGACAGACCCAGGCCUUGACCAACAAGAUUUUCCUCAUUACACUAAAGCGACAUCUGCUUUCGACUUUGAUACGGGCCCUCGUCAUUCCCAUUCUAGUUGUCUCUCUGACGUUGGGAAUCCAAAAUUCCACAUCUUCAGGCAACAGGUUCGGCGUUGGCAGCCCAUCACCCGCCGUGACACUAUCCGACGUGAUCCCUAACAACGCGAAACUCUUCUUCAUCCAAUCCGCCGACGCAGGUAGCGAUGUCUCGGCAGCUAUCAAGACCAUCACCAAUUCCCUCAAGACGAAGCCUAUCGUUCAGGUCCUACAGAGCGACGACGAGUUGGAGCAAAAGUGUCCGACAGACAUCAACGGCCGCACAGAUUGCUACGCCGCCGUCACCUUCAACGAUUCCCCCCUCAGCAGCAACGGCGCCAGUCAGUGGAACUAUACCCUCCGCGUCAGUUCCUCCAAAGUAUCAUCCGGCUUUAAUGUCUUCAACUCGAACAAGGCGGCAAAGAAUCCCUAUGCUCCGCUGCAGCUUGCCGUAGACCAGGCCAUCACCAACUCGACGACCGUUCCCGAUAUGUACAUGUAUACGCGGACGACACCGGAAGAUGAUGCCACCCAAAGACGCAAAGACCUCCUCAGCGGCAUUUUCUCUGGGCUCAGUGUUGUGUGUUUCCUGAGCAUGCUCUCUCUCGUCUAUCACAUGGUCGGCAUGAUAGCCGAUGAACGCGAGUCGGGCAUGGCACAGCUCAUAGAUGUCAUGGGAGGUGGGGCUGCUGCUGCUCGCGUCUUGAGCUACCUCAUUGCUUUCAACAUCAUCUAUCUCCCUUCGUUUAUCAUUAUGGGCGGAGUCUUCUCUAGUCUCCUCUUUCCAUCCUCGAGCGCAGGAAUCCCCAUCCUCUGGCAGGUCCUCACUGGCUGGGCCCUUACCAGUUCAUGUGUUUUCGGUGCUACAUUUACCGUUCGAUAUUCCGCUAUCUGCGCUGUCGCCGCCAUCGUUGGCAUGGCUGUCUUUGCCAUGUCGAUGGAUACUUUGAAGUACCCUAUCGACUCAUCAACCGCCAUCGGUUUCUCCAUCGUCUUUCCCAGCUGUAGCUACAUCAUUGUUCUCAACCUGAUGGCUCGCUUUGAAAGAACCGGAAGGCCGAUCGAUAUCUUCGCAUCAGCUCCUAUGAACGGAGUUGACAUGGAGGUUGAAAUGGCCACCAUUGGGACACUCCUUGGAUACCUCGUGUUCACCAUUGUCGCCUUUCCUUUGGCAACCAUACUCAUCGAGAGGUGGACCCAGGGAAUUAGUAACAAGGGGCGCAAAUUCAGUGGAGGAAUCCAGGCAGAUGAUGGGACAGCCCUACAGGUCAAAAGUCUGACGAAAAAGUACAGUGCCCCGCUUUGGAAGCGUAUCUGCUGCUGUUUCUGCUGCGGCCGGAACCGUCCUUUUGUUGCUGUGGACAGCCUGGACUUUACAAGUCAGAAGCAACAAAUUCUCUGCCUGCUGGGUAUCAAUGGCUCAGGAAAAACAACAACCAUGGACCUCAUCACUGGAAGGCAGAAACCCACAAGCGGGGUGAUCGAGAUCAACGCCGCAUCGUCACAGAUUGGUUUCUGCCCGCAACGAAACAUACACUGGGGGGAAUUGACUGUUUUCGAACAUGCCUACAUUUGGAACAUGAUCAAGGGCGGGUCGGCAACAACGGCAGAGCUGGAACAGCUCGUCGAUUCAUGUGAUCUGAGGCCCAAGAUGAACAGCCAGGUUGCCACCCUGAGUGGAGGGCAAAAGCGCAAGGUGCAACUUGCAUGCAUGCUUGCUGGAGGAAGCACCAUUUGCCUCAUGGACGAGGUGACUACUGGCAUGGACCCUGUCUCUCGACGAGCCAUCUGGAAUAUCGUCCUUGCCGAGCGAUCGAGGCGAUCCAUGAUUCUGACGACACACUUCCUCGACGAGUGUGAAGUCCUCGCCGACCAGGUUGUGGUCAUCUCGCGCGGCCACCUCAAAUGCCAUGGGUCGCCAGCCGAGCUGAAGAACAUGCACGGAGGAGGAUACCGCGUUCGCGUCCCCCAGGUCAACAAUGUCCCGCAGACCAGCUACCCGAUGGCUGUCUAUCAGGGGGAGACGAUCUAUACCGUUCCGGACUCGACAUCUGCCACCAGACUUCUUUCUUCACUCGAGGCUGCUGGGUUGUCUGACGUUUUCGUUACCGGUCCAACCAUCGAAGAAGUUUUCCUUCGCGUCGCCAACGAGCCCGAAGCGCUCGAAAAAAGGGGCACAGGCCUGUCUGAUCUCGCACCCUUGACCAUAAGUGGCGAGGCAUCCAAUGGCCAACUAUCCUCCGGCACAAGCACCACGUUCCUGCAGCAGCUUAUGGCACUUACGAUCAAGCGUCUGACCAUAUUGCGAGGCAAUUACUGGUGGUAUAUCCUGGCCUUAAUCAUUGCCUUGCCGUUUUCGCCAACGUUCACAUCGAUGCUGAAAUCGACAGACAUGGACUUCAACACCGUCCCGUAUGAGCUGCCUUCCUGCAGCGACUUCGAGCCAUCCUUUUUCGAUGAGCCGUCCGCCGUCACUCUAUCGUACUACGGAGACAAGAAACCAGGAGAUGUCUCGAUGAUUGUUGGCCCACAGUCGGCACGAGACAGUGUUUUCCGUGCCGUCGACAAGUUUCCCAUCGGUCGAACGAUAAAUACGACGGACUUUGACUCCAAAUACAUUUUCCAGAAUGACUACGACAGUUUCCUAAAGCGUGUCCACGACAAUGCUUCAAGUAUUCUCCUCGGUGCGAUUUACAUGGGCGACGGAUCUGCGAAACCAACAAUCGCUUACAACACCGAGCUCGGCUACGACUCACCCGUGACGAUGCAGAGCCUCUGGAACCAGGCACGAAGCGGAGUACCCAUGGAAAUACAGCUCGCAUUUUUCACAACCUCGCUUCCUGUCGAUGCUGAUGCAGGCCAGCUUCCUGCAACUCUCCUUGCUCUCAUGCAUUCGGUCUACCCUGCUUUCUUCGCCCUCUAUCCCGCGUUUGAACGACUUCAAAAGAUCCGAGCUCUCCAGUACUCCAACAACGUUCGCCCCCGCCCACUCUGGGUCUCUUACAUCAUGAUCGACAUCGUCAUAGUCACCAUCGUCGCCGCGCUCGGCACCCUUGCCUUGGCCCUGGAUGUCAAGAACUGGUACCAUCCGGCCUUCAUAUUCCCGAUCAUGUGGCUCUAUGGCAUCGCAAGCAUGCUGUGGUGCUACAUCAUCUCUUUGUACACGAGGUCGGAGCUGGCCGCCUUUGCUUUUUCCGCUUGCAUCAUGGUUAUUGCGUUUAUUCUGACCAUCGUCGGCUUUUCGCUUGCCAUCAACAACCCCAGCUCCGACCACCCGAAGCUCGUCAUCGACGCCGUCUCCUAUUCUUUAGGCCUGCUUUUCCCCAUCAUGAACCUCUACCGAGCCUUUGUCGUCGGCCUGAACGUCUGGCUUGUCACUUGCCGCGGCUUUAAGCUCAUCGCCAACCCAGGGUCGUUCAGCGCAUACGGCGGUCCCCUCGCUCUCCUUAUCAUCCAGGUGCUCUACUUAUUCCCCCUCCUCCUAUGGCUCGACGGAAAGAACACCUUCUCCAUGCCAUGGGGCAAGAAGAAGCUCGUCGACAACGAGGAGUCCGUCUCCGGCGCACCGCAGGAUAUCGAAAUGAAGAGCAUGCGAGUAGCCAGUUCGGAAAAGAACCUGCUUUCGGUGGAGCACGUCACAAAGUCGUUCAAAGGCAAGCGCGCCGUUGACGACGUGUCGCUGGCCAUGACCGAGAGCUCGGUGAUCGCACUGCUUGGCCCCAACGGUGCCGGGAAGACGACCCUGACAAACAUGAUGCGCGGCGAGAUGGUGCCUGACUCUGGCCGUAUUUUCGUACAGGGCCUCGAUGUGCAACAGGACACGCAGGCUGCGAGGCGGCAUAUUGGCGUCUGCCCACAGUUUGAUGCGCUGGACAAAAUCACGGCCAGGCAGCAAUUGGAGUUCUACGCCCGCAUUAAGGGCAUCAAGGACAUGAAGCGCGAUGUCGAUUUUGUCAUGGCUAGGGUGGGGCUGACGCCGCAUGCCUCUCGUCUCACACAUAAACUGUCUGGCGGCAACAAGAGGAAACUGAGUCUCGCGAUUGCGCUACUAGGUAACCCUGAAGUUCUCAUUCUGGACGAGCCGAGCUCUGCAAUGGACGCCAUCGCGAAGCGUGAGAUGUGGAAGAUGCUGUCAUCCAUUACGCCAGGACGUUCUGUUCUCUUGACGACGCACUCCAUGGAAGAAGCAGACGAGCUUGCGACUUGUGUAGCCAUCAUGUCGAAACGCGUCCUCGCCAUCGGCACGAGCCAAGAGCUCCGCCAGCGCUACAGCAACGUCUAUGAUGUCCACCUCGUCCUGGCCACAGCGCCAGGCUCCACACGCAGCGAGAUGCACAACAUUGAGUCGUGGGUGCAACAGGUCUUCCCGGAAGCAUCCUUCGACGCGGCCAGCCUUGGUGGACAGGUGCGGUUUGUCAUGCCCGUCGGGGCCGGGCCUUCGCCUGAUGGGAGGAGCACGGUGAGAAGGUUGAUGGAGACGCUGGAGGAGCAGAAGGCGAAUCUUGGGCUUGCCCAUUAUACGGUUGGAAUGGGCACUCUGGAGAUGGUGUUCUUGAACAUCAUGAGGAAUAGCGGUGCGGCAGAAGAGGAAGAGCAGAACGGGCCCAACACAAGAAGAAAGGGCUUGAGGCGACUGGUACCAACAUUCAGGUCGGGUGGACUAUCCUCAUAA
This is a messenger RNA of Verticillium nonalfalfae, 4776 nucleotides long. RefSeq lists its product as uncharacterized. The record is from RefSeq and is a predicted model, not a curated record. The transcript is spliced from 10 exons. Gene Ontology annotation, molecular function: lipid carrier activity; ATP binding; ABC-type transporter activity. Gene Ontology annotation, cellular component: membrane; intracellular membrane-bounded organelle. Gene Ontology annotation, biological process: lipid transport; transmembrane transport. NCBI's taxonomy places the organism in Eukaryota, Fungi, Ascomycota, Sordariomycetes, Glomerellales, Plectosphaerellaceae. Bases 1 to 4776 code for a protein of 1591 amino acids.